GGGUGGGGCCAGCAGCGGGAGAUGGCGCCCGGCGAGGCGCAGCCCGGGGCAGGGGCUGUUCCUCGGGGCAGUGCCGGGCCUCAGGCGGCCGCCGCUAGGAAGCAGCGCGCCUCCGCCCGCAGGAAGGCGUUCUCCCUGUUCGUCAAGGCGAAAGAGGUACCGGCCGCCUACCCGAGCGGCGGGGCGGCCGUGUGGUGGAGGUGCUGCCGGCAGACGUUCCGCGAGCGCCGUGGCAUCCACCGGCACGUCGGUACGCAGCACGGCGGGGACGUCGAGCAGCAGGCGACCGGGCUCGAGCCUGCCGGCAGGGUGGUAUCAGCUGAGCGGGCGGGAGGACAGUCCUGUGGAGAGCUCUGCGAGGCGCUCCCCGACACCAGCGGCCUCCGCAGUGAGGAGCUGACCAGCAAGGUGGGAGAGGUACUUCUGUAUUACUGCUACUGUGAGGUGAAGGAUCCAGAGAAACUCUGUGCUUGGCAAAAGGCUCUGUGCCAGCAUCUGCAUCUCACUGGAAAGGUACGAAUUGCUUCAGAAGGAAUUAAUGGAACAGUUGGUGGAAGCAAAGUAGCUACCAAUCUCUACAUUGAAGUGAUGCUUGCACAGCCUCUCUUCAAAGACAUUUUGUGUCGAGAUGAUUUCAAGAGUAGUGCAGGAGGAGCUCACUGUUUCCCGGAUCUUCGAGUUGGAGUGUUCAAAGAAAUUGUACCACUGGGCAUUGAUCCAAAAGAGGUCUCUUAUAAAGAAACUGGAAUCCAUUUAACCCCUCAGGAAUUUCACAGAGAAGUAGAACAUUAUCUGUCUCAGUCCAGUCAAGGACAAAGUGAUACCAUCUUGCUGGAUUGUAGAAACUUCUAUGAAAGUAAAAUAGGACACUUCCAAGGCUGUCUGGCUCCAGAUAUCAGGAAGUUCAGCUAUUUUCCCAGCUAUGUUGAUGAAAAUCUGAAGCUGUUUAAAAACAAGCGUGUCCUGAUGUACUGCACAGGAGGCAUUCGCUGUGAAAGAGGCUCUGCUUACCUGCGGAGCAAGGCAGUGUGCAAAGAGGUCUAUCAGCUAAAAGGUGGAAUUCAUAAGUACUUGGAGGAAUUUCCAGAUGGAUUCUACAGGGGAAAGUUGUUCGUAUUUGAUGAUCGUUAUGCCAUUUGUUCCAAUGAAGAUGUCAUCUCAGCAUGCAGAUACUGUGGGACACGGUGGGACCAGUAUAAACUUUGUUCCAGCCAGCACUGCCGGCAGCUUGUCCUGACAUGUCUGAGUUGUCGUAAGAAAGGUCUUACAGCUUGCUGUCCUGUGUGUCAAGAGAAAGAGCUUCAGGUGACCUCAGGAGCUCCAGGACAGGCACUAAAGGAGGAAUGUGAAUGUACACAGAGACGGCCAAGGGUACCCAUUGAGCAUAUCUCACAAGGGACACAGGGCACAGGACAAGAUUAAGCUGUUUCAUUAGCUGAUCUGACACUCAUGCUAAUUUGAAGGGCUUCUAAAACCAAAUCUCUUAUCUGUUACUCAACUGGAUUACAAAGAAAUCACAAAAGUCUGUUGGCUUGGAAAGUCUUGUUUAUAACCCACUUUAAAAUCCUGAAAAAUAAUGUGCAUUACUUGAACAUAUAUACCGGAGUGUACGAUCUAUUACUAGUGCUACUGGACUCCUCUCCCUGCCUAGUCUUGUAGCCAGACCUCUACCAUGGGGAUUUUGCAGCAGAGAUUGUGUGAUGGGACACAGCUGCUCACAGUUUGAAAGAAACUGAUGGGACAACAAAAAAAAUCUACUGUUCUUCUAUGAAGGUGGGUCUUUCUGUCCUCUCCAUUAAUUAUGUAUUUGCUGUAAUAGUGCAAGCGUUAUGAAGACUGCAGAUUUAUGAAUAUUUGGCUAAAUCACCAGAUUAGAAAUGAAGGUAUUUUCCACAUACAUACCAUCUGCACCUACCUCUUGCUUUCUAGUAGCGAGAAGCAAGGGGUAGUUACAUGAAGUCACAGAUUUUAAUCCAGUGUAAAAGCUUGAAGGCAGAGCAAGGACCCCUGUCACAACUGCAGCAAAGGCCGAGGACAUGGGUUGCACAUAGGUACUGUGCCUGGCUGUACUUGCUUAUGACCUGUGGGGUGGCCAGCAGAAGUGAUUCUCAUUUUGAUGCUUUUGUCUGCUGUUUUUUCCCUCAGCUUGUGAGUAUAUGAAAUAUCCAGGAUUCAACUCUGCUUGCACUAGAAAGAAAUGACAGCUUGAAGCAUGUUGCUACUGAGACACUAAGAGAGGGGAGGACAGAGACUGACAUAGUACUAGUUAUGGCAACGGAAGUGAUGGUGAUGUGUCUGUAAAUGUCUGAAAAAGCAGUAAGAUUUGUUACCCACGUUAAACAAUUCAAGAUGUUGGGGGCAUAUGUGCUUUGCAAAUACAGAUUAAGUUUUGGUACCACGGAAACAGAACGGCUUUUGGGUUGAAGGCCCUUCAGUUUUUCCUUGUCUUUCUUUUUGACGGUGACUCAUGAGGGUGGAGGGGAACAGUAACCUCCCUUACCCUGCUGGCCACCUCUCUUUUGAUGCAGCCCAGGAAACAGUUGGUUUCCUCUGCUGGGUUGGAAUUAGAUAAUCUUUGAGGUCCCUUCCAACCCAAGCUGUUCUGUGAUCCCUACGGCCCACGGUGCCUCCAGUUUUAGCCUCUUUAAUGAGCUCUUCUGCAUCAGUGAGGACCAGGUACAGAAAUGCUUCACCCACUGUUAGUCUGUCUACUGUCUGGACCAGGAAGUUAUGCUGAGUGCACUCUAAGAGUCUUCUGGAUUGCUUACAACCUGCUGCCUUGUUUUCCCAGCAGACAUCCAGGCAGUUGAGAUCCCCCAACAGGAUGAGAUUCUGUGAACACAAUGCUUCUUGUCAAUGAAGUGAGAAGGCCUCAUCAAGAGGCUCCCCUUGAUCAGGAGCCUGUAGAAGACACCAACCACCAGAUGCCCUUUAUUGGUCUGGUGUGAAAUUUUACCCCACAAGCUCUCAACCUGUUCAUGGUUGUUUUUCAGAGGCAGCUCUUUGCUAUCUAUCCAUUUCUUAAGAUAGAGGGCAACUCUCUCACCCCUCCUUCCCUGCUUAUCUCUUCUAAAAAGCGUGUAGCCCUCAAUUUCAGCGUUGCACUUGGGUGAUUUGUCUCACCACGUUUCUGUGAUAGCUAUUAGGCCAUGGUUUUCUAAUUGUUCUGUGGCUUUCAUCCUGUUUAUUUGUCAUGCUGUCAGCAUUGGUGUGGAUGUACUUCAAAUUCUUUGAGGUGCCUGUCCCAAAUUCGUCUGAGACAAAUCUGAGGGGCUAAUUACUAGCUCUCCAUGUCACAGGUUGGACAUGCCUGAUCUAUGCUUUCUUGCUUUUGGUCCAUUUACGAAAGGUCUGUGUGUGGAAAUAACCUCUGCAAGGCUUGUAGAAUUCUGUCUGGUGUGUUUCUGAAAAAAGGCUUAAUAAUGGGUAAUGGUACUUGUGCAGGUGAAGCCACCGCCCUUGUGAUGCUGGAACAGUCUUCUACGUAGCCCUAAGAAGAUCUUCUAUUUUAAUGCAUGACUUUAAUACUCUCUCUGAGGAGAGUGUCAGUGAGGGCACACAGGGUGGAUUCAGCACGCAGACAUAUCAGCACCACGGGAUCCAACACAUUCUUCAGGUAGCUCAUCAAGAAGAAUGCCCAUCUGUGGAUGUGAAUCUUGAAAAUUUCCUCCUAGCCUCUUUAUCUGGCAAGAAUACAACUCUGGAUGAAAUUGUCCAGGUCGUCAUAAAGUAGGAGCUCUGGAAUCUAGCCUGUCGGUGCUUCUGUUUACUGCAAUCUCCCUUCUGCUGUAUCAGCCAUAUGUAAGUGCCAGACAUGUUAAUAAAACUGAACUAUGAAUUUGAUCUUGCUUAUUGGACUGGACAGGAGCAAGAUCAUCUAUCUCAUCAAAGAAAAUAAUUGAGUCUCAUCUGAGAGGCCUAUCAAAUAAUAAACACUGAUGUUGUUCAGAUUCGCCCACCCAUUUCCUCAGGUGGUCAGCAUCUUUUCUCAUAAAAAAGCUAUUUUCUUGUCACCUUGGCUACGCUCGUCAGUGCCAGUGGAAGUCUUCAGCAGAAGCUGAAGCAGGACCUGUGGUCCCCCAGUAUCUUACCCCAAAGCUUUGCUGGCCAGUUUACUUCUGGUGAAGAUUGGAAUAUUUGUGGAAAAAUACGCAAGUUCAACUUGCAGGACUGAUCCAGAGCACUGGUGAAAGUGCUCAGCUUGCAUAGAAUACUAUUUCUUCUUGUCAGGUAUUAACUUAAAAAGGACAUUUUAUAAUCUGUAGUCUAUCAGCAAACCUGGAACAGUGUAAUCCAUUUGGAAGGUUGGUUCUGUGCCACUUCUCAGUACAGAAUGAAGCAAGGAAGACUAAUAUGUAAUCCUCUGAAAAUGGUAUAAUGAUAAAUAACUUUUAGUGCUUCCAAUCAUACUUUCUAAGGUACUGCACAAAUACACUUCAUUUGUGUGUUGCUGGUGCUUAAUUUUGUAACGGUAAAUGCUGAAACCCAGUUAACUGUCUGCCACGUAGCAGACCUGGCUACCAGGUACAACUUUCCUGAGAGCUGGCAGCUGGAGAUCCUACCUACCUCAGAGUCACAGGGCCUGUUCUGGUCCUUGCUGCACUAAGGCAAUAGUGGAGAAGGGUUUGAAAUGUACAGACAGAGGUUCCCUCUGCUGCAGAGAGGCGAGGGGAAGGGUAAGAUGCAUGCUUAGUCCCACAAACAGCCUUUUUAUCCUGUUUUCUGCAUUGCUUUUCUGAGAUUAAUACAGGUAAGGACUUGCUGUGCAAAAACAUGAAUUGCUGUGUGCUGGUGGUAAUGCCUUAGAGAAAGCAUGUCAGCUCCAGGGUAGGUGAGUGAGGCAGGAUUGGCUGCAGUCACCCAGUGGCUUUCUUCCCUUUUUGCUGGAGAGCUGCUGAGAUGAAGCAGUGAUGCACUUGCUCCUAAAUAUCACUGUUUUGUAACUCUACUGCUGCAUUACUUGAUGCCUUUCACCACAAAGCCUGGUGCUUCUCAGCACAGUCACAUCUCUCCUUCACAGUGGUUAGCUCACUUACAUUCUCUGACAUGCGUGUGUAGCAAAGCAGUUCUGUGAGGAAGGCCAGCUGAGUUACCAGGGCUGGUCCCAUCAGCCUAACUGUGUUUGGACUACGUGGUUAAUGUGGAUGCUACUCCAGCAAAACAGGAAAAGAUGUUUCUUAAAGGGCUUUUGUUGCUGAAGACUGAAUGCUGCUGUCACAUCCAUGACAGUGCUCCCUGCAUAUCAUUGCAUGUCUGGGUCACUGAGAACCAUCAGGAUUUCCCAGGGUAAGGCAUGUUUAUGCUCUUUUGAGGCCACUGGGGCUGCUGAGCCCAUUCCAUGCAGAUCUGAGCAUAUAGCAGAAAGUAUUUUCACUGUUGCUGUCAUCAUGUGGUUGCUUUGGAUCAAUUGCUCCUGAUAACAGUAAGAGACUACUUUCAUCUCCUAAAAUCCUUUGCAAUCCAUAUUUGUUGUUCAUAAAUGCUUUGAGGCACUGUGUAAGUCCGUGUUGAUUCUUCUAAUUGAUAUUUUCUUGCUGUUUGUUGUCCAGAAGUCUUUCCAAGGCAUCCAACAGAAGUCCAAGGCCUUUGUGUCCAAAACUGUUAACCUAGCUAGCUGGGUAGCUGGUUAAAGACACUCUCAAAGACUCAGGACAGUUAAGAAGCUUUUCCUCAGCGAUUCCAGCUUGCAAUUCAUGAAUGUACUCUUGUUGAGGACAGCGUGCAUUCAUGUUUACUGUUUUUCAGUCCACCAGAUUUGGCAGAUGCAGAAAUGUACCUGUCAGCCAUCUCACAUUUUGUGGACAAAUGUGUCUCUUAAAGGAGCUACAGUCUUCAUUUAGAUUCAUGUCUUCUAUCAUUUUCUCAAAGUGAUCCAUAACUUCUUUUUCUGAUAAGUUCAUGCAACGUUCAUCAGCAAGUGCCUGGGCAAGCAGAAUUUCACUUACAGUAGGUUGAGUGUCAAUAGGAUGCUGAAUUUGAGGUUCCUCUUCUCUCACUGCUGAUUUCCUGAAGCACGUGAUUCUGUCACGCAGCUUAGGCCGGUUUUGGCUCUUAUCUUCUGAGGAGCACCUGCCCCCUUUUGUGUUCAUCAUACUAGGCCCCAGAGAGGCUGUGGAUGCUCCAUCCCUGGAGGUCUUCAAGGCCAGGUUGGAUGGGGCAUAUCUAGUAUUAGAUAUGGAGGUUGGUGGCUCUGCAUGCAGCAGGGGGGUUGGAGCUUGAUGAUCCUUGAGGUCCCUUCCAACCUAAGGCAUGCCAUGAUUCUAUGAUCUGAGUAGAUGGCUCAGCUGAAACUGUGACUCUGGUAUGAUGAAUUAGUUGAAGUUUUUGCAGCACAUAUGGUAGAAAGAGGGUUUCCUGCCAGUUUCUUUUUUAUUGUUUAAUAUCUUCAAGCCAUUUUCUUAUGCAUUAUUCUCACUUUAUGAAAUGGAACUUGCAGGCCUGGGGGGAGGGAGGAAGAAGCUAUAGGAACACAUUUUAUUUGGCAUUGCUGGCACAUUUAUUAAGCUUUGGAGAGCAACAAAUAUGUUUCCCACAUUGAUGGGAGUACAGUGUUUCUCUACUCUGUUGGCCAGAGCCAAAGUGCAUGGUAUUUGUGCACAAGCUUUGUAGAAAUCUGUGGGGCUUUUUGCUGGAGUGUGUGUAAGAGGCUGCGGAACUACUUUGCGUGCAGAUUGAUUUUUGUCAGUGAGAACUCUUGCUAAGAUAUGUUGUCGGCAGGCCACGAAUAAGGCUUUUGUAUGGCAGUGCUUUUGCCUGCCGAGUCUUCCUGUCAGUCGGGAUCUUAGCAGGGAUGUUGGAUGGGGUUGUCCUGGGUCCACUACACUGUGUGUCUGGGAGGUACGUAUCCCCAGGGGGAAUUACUCCUCUGGGAACGACAAAGAGUUUUCAGGCUGUGCGCAGUCUGUGUUUAGAGUCAGGAUGUUUAUGUCUGUUAUCAGCUUUCUGAGGACACGGUGUUUAGCCUUGCAUUUAUGCCUACGCAUCUGUCAGGGGUGGCAUUAAGCAAAACAAUCCACAGCAUAACAAAAUUUAAUGGACAGGCUCAUCUUGACAAAGCAGCGAAGAAAGGGGAUUUGACUUGUUUCCAGUGAGAAUCUGGACAUGCACUUUUACUGUCAUCAAACUGCGGGGAUUAGGAGAGAGGACUCUCAUUUAUGGAUCAGUUUGGCUGUUUCAGGCCAAACUCGGGAUUGGCACCAGAACCCUAAAAGUGAUGUUUUUAUUCAGACACACACAGGGUAGAAUGAUGCUAACCCGUUCUCCAGCGCUCAGUUUUUGAGACUCUUAUUUCACAACUGGUGGCCUUAAGUUCACUUUAACUGCACGGCUAUGGGUGAGGAUCAAUCUUUUCUGAGAAACAUGGGGAUUCGCUUGAAAAGCAGCACAUCUAUCUAAGUGACUCAGCAAGUGUUGGUAAAAAAGAAAGUACACUUUGCAAUUCUCUCAUUUAGCCAUGUUUCUGAAUAGUAGAAGUGCUUGUUAAAAUAGUUGCUCCUCUGUAGUUACUUGAGAUCGUUUUGGGGGAAAAAAAAAAAAUAAAGUAUUUUUCUAAUACUUCUGUAA
Molecule: messenger RNA, 7563 nt
Organism: Gallus gallus (chicken)
Lineage: Eukaryota; Metazoa; Chordata; Aves; Galliformes; Phasianidae
Gene: TSTD2
Product: thiosulfate sulfurtransferase like domain containing 2
Exons: 9
Coding region: 22-1422 (466 amino acids)
Source: RefSeq, a predicted model, not a curated record